Messenger RNA from Gadus chalcogrammus (walleye pollock), 2090 nucleotides. It is a transcript of the gene psg4, whose product is annotated as sialoadhesin. Bases 405 to 2090 code for a protein of 561 amino acids. The transcript has 8 exons. Lineage: Eukaryota; Metazoa; Chordata; Actinopteri; Gadiformes; Gadidae. The record is from RefSeq and is a predicted model, not a curated record.
UGGUUGCAGUCUAACGAAGAGUCCUCUCUUUUGUCAACUGUGAGCAGAAUAGCAUGGCAUGAAAGAGCUCCUGGGGAGAAAAAGUUAAGCAACUAAAACCGAUCUGGAUGGAAUGUACUUAUAAAAUAAUGUAUUGCGGUUUCAUUGACUGACGUGCAGUUCAUAAUCUGCUUCUGUUGCAGUACCGCAAACUAGUCUUGCUUCAGCCUCUUGCUCCUUGCCCUUUCUCCCUCUCUCCCUCCAUCCCUGUGUGUGUGUGUGUGUGUGUGUGUGUGUGUGUGUCUCUCUCUCUGUCUGUCUCUCACUCUUUCCCUGUCUACCACAGUCUCUCUCUCUCUCUGGUUCUCUCACUGUCUCCCUCAGUGUCUCGUUCUCUGUCUGAGCUGAUCUUCUAUCUGGACACCAUGAUCCUAGUGGAUUUUUUUAUGUUAGCGGGUGCUCUCUCCUGGACGGCGGCGGGGGGCUCCUCCCCGGUCCCGUCCGUCCCUGGUCGAGUCCGGGCGCUGGCCGGGUCCUGUGUGGUGGUCCCCUGCUCCUUCACCCCCCUGGCUGCUCCCCUCAGGAGGGGUGGGGGUCGGGUGGAGGUCCGGCUGAAGUUCACAGGAGGACGCCGUUUCCUUUCGAGGAGCACCGCCUUCAACAGCGAGGACCCCCGUCACGUGGCCGGGGAGUACCUCAGACGGACCUCCCUCCACGGGCGGAUCUCAGAGGGGGACUGCUCGCUGAGACUGGAGCCGGUCCGCCUGCAGGACUCACGGGCCUUUGAGGUCGCCUUGAAGGGCCCGGAGGAUUGGUACUGGGGGACCCCGAGGGCCUUCACCCUGGAGGUCUCUGAACAUCCUGAGUCCCCCGUCAUCAGCGGGCCGGUGUCCGUCACCGAGGGACAGCCCGUCUCCCUGAACUGUACGGUGGGCUCCUUCUGCCCGUCCAGACCGCCCGUGCUGCGCUGGCACUGGGAGAGAGGAGCCCCGCCCAACAGCAGCAGCAGUGAUGGAGGGGGACGCCAGCUCCUCCUCCAACGCCAGCCCCACCGGCCCCUACUGCUCUCCUCGCUCUCCUUCACCGCCUCCUCCACGGCCAAGCCCAGAGUCCGGUGUGAGGCCGCCUACCCUGGAGGAGCCGUGGUGGGCGCGCUCAGGGAGGUCCACAUCACCUUCGCUCCCAGGGAGGUGAGGGUGGAGGUGCGCUCCCUGGUGGUGCAUGAGGGGGGCAGCGUGCUGCUGGAGUGUGCGUGUAAGGCCGACCCCCCUGUCACCACCUACCGCUGGUCCUACGUACUGCACGGCCACACCGUGGCCCUCGACGCGCACACGCACGCCGCACGCAUCUACAACGCAACCAGAGGCACGCUGGUCCGCUGCUCGGCUCACAACCUGAUUGGUCGAGGGGAUUCCCGGCCCACGCCGUUGGACAUCCAAUACAAACCACUCAUCCUGCGCCUGCUCUCGUCCUGUUUGCUCGCGGAGUUUGAGGUCACAUGCGUUUGUAUCGUGAACUCGAACCCGCGGGCUGCGGUGAGGUGGAGUGUGAACGGGAGUGUGCCCUCUGGUGGGUACAACGUGUCGGUGGAGGGGGACUCGAGUGAAGUGAGGUCAUGGCUGCGCUGGCGGAUGGACGGAUGGCAAAGGGUCACAUGUCUGGCGGAGAACCAGCUGGGAGAUGACUCGCUGACCCUCAUGCAGCCCGGAGAAGUGAGCUCCCCCUGGUGGCUUGUGGCGGUAGUAGCGGUCUGUGUCCCUGCGUGCACCUCAUCUCUGCUGCUGCUGUACUGCUGCCGACGACGCAAGAGAGUACGGCGUGUGUUGAACAGACACCGCGGUGCAUAUCUCAGGGACAUGGCAGUCAAGACUCCGCUCUAUAUCAACUGCACGGAGGUGACACAUGUCUAUUGCAACGGCAGCUAUCAACUGGUUUACCAGAACGCCACGCCCCUCUUUGUACGCACCAAUCAGGCUCGGCCGAUAGGAAGAAGAGGAGGAGAGAGGCGCAUGCGAGCAAGAAGAGAGAGAGGAAGAAGAGAUAGAGCGACACGAAGGGAGACGAGCAGCAGGGAGGAAACGGAGACGGCCAUCUACGUUGAGAUCCUCUGA